AUGGUGCUGUUCCUAAGUUUAAUUCUUGUAUUUGGCUCCCUACACUGUGCCAAUGGAGGGGGACUCGAAGUCGUUUUCCAGUGGAAAUACUUGGACUGGGCCUGGCCGAAUAUUCCCUUAACGGGGAAAAACUUCACGCUGGGCAAUGCCUUCACGCAAGAUGUAGACAUUGAUAGGUACGGCCGUGUAUUUGUCACGAGUCCACAAUGGUUGGAAGGUGUACCGAUCACACUAUCCUUGGUGACAACUUCUUCGGGACAUGGUGGCCCUUUACUGAUUCCAUAUCCCGACUGGACCUGGUUCAAACCCUUCAACUGCGACAACCUAAUAUCUGUUUAUAGAUUGGCGAUAGACGAAUGCAAUCGUUUGUGGGUCGUGGAUACUGGCCGCAUCGGUGGAAAUGCCGUUUGUCCUGUGAAAAUACUGAUUUUCGAUCUUGCAACCGAUCAAUUGGUUCAUAAAUACGUAGUUCCGGAUGAUCAAGCAUUGUACGGGAAGGCAGCAUUCGUUACACCGAUCGUCGAUGUCGGAAAAACAUGUCUCGAUACUUAUCUAUACGUAGCGGACGUGGAUCAAAAUGGGUUACUGAUUUAUGACUUAUAUCACGAUCAUUCAUGGCGGGUAAACAAUACUCGCGGCAACGCUUUCGGUCCGGACGACGAUGCCAUGAAUAUCACGAUCGCUGGCGAAUCAUUUGAUUUAACUGACGGUACUCUGGGAAUGUCAUUGUCGCCGUAUGGAUUUUAUAAUGAAAGGUAUUUGUACUUCAACUCUUUGGCUAGUUUUCUUCAAAAAUUUACAAAUGUGACUUCUUUAAAGUUAAGUCAAUACAACGAACCAAUAAUAUAUGAAUCCAACUACAAACGAGCAAGCCAGGCAGGUGUUCAAGCAACUUCUCGGAAAGGUGUAAUAUUUUUCCAACUAGUUCAACUAACCGCCAUCGCCUGCUGGAACAUUGAGAAACCAUUCGCACCUGAGAACAUAGUGAUAAUUGCUCAAGACGUGGCAACGCUGCAAUACGUCAGUGGUAUCAAAGUAAUCACGAAUAACCGCGGUGAAGAAGAAUUGUGGUUUAACACAAAUAGAUUACAAAAGACGAUAAAUAUGACACUUAAACCUAGUGAAACGAAUUUCCGUAUAAUCAGAGGACGAGUAGAUGAUAUUAUUAGGGGUACAAAUUGUGAACCCACUGGAAUGAGAAAUGUCAGUCCGGAUACUACAUUCUGGCAUAAGAUAUAAAUUAAAUAUGGCGUAUAUCUUAAUCAAGUACACCUCAAGAGUUCCUCCGUCUACUGCUUCACGCAGCCCACAAAAAUCUGUGAACGCCGAAAAUCAGUACCUUUGGUGCGUAAAAAGUCUAAUAAUCGAGCAAGAAUUUAUUAUUAAUA
Dufourea novaeangliae is the source of this 1388-nucleotide messenger RNA. RefSeq names its product major royal jelly protein 1-like. The transcript is spliced from 3 exons. The record is from RefSeq and is a predicted model, not a curated record. Lineage: Eukaryota; Metazoa; Arthropoda; Insecta; Hymenoptera; Halictidae. Gene Ontology annotation, cellular component: extracellular region. Bases 1 to 1239 code for a protein of 412 amino acids.